This is a messenger RNA of Penicillium canariense, 2202 nucleotides long. Its product is annotated as bifunctional terpene synthase/polyprenyl synthetase family protein. Gene Ontology annotation, biological process: isoprenoid biosynthetic process. The coding region runs from base 1 to 2202 and encodes 733 amino acids. The record is from RefSeq and is a predicted model, not a curated record. Gene Ontology annotation, molecular function: prenyltransferase activity. The transcript has 9 exons. NCBI's taxonomy places the organism in Eukaryota, Fungi, Ascomycota, Eurotiomycetes, Eurotiales, Aspergillaceae.
AUGGAGUUCAAGUACUCUACCGUGAUCGAUCCCACCACGUACGAAACACACGGGUUGUGUGAUGGGAUCGAUCUCAGAUGUCAUGAGAGUCCUGAGCUGGAGGAGAUUGAGACAUUGAGAUGUCAAGAGAACUGGCGGGAAUGGGUUGGUCCACUCGGGUUCUACAAGGGUGGUUUGGGGCCACGAUGGAAUUUCAUGGCCAUCACCGUUCCAGAGUGCUUGCCUGAGCGGCUCGGUGUGCUGGGAUAUGCCAACGAGCUUGCCUUCCUACAUGAUGACGUCACAGAUGUGGCCGACUAUGGAGACAUACAUAACGAUGAUUUGAAAGCUGCCUUUGAAGAAGCCGCCAGUACUGGACGCAUUGAAGGGUCUACCUCUGGAAAACGCGCGAUUCAAGCCCACAUCGCAAACGAGAUGAUGAAAAUCCACAAACAGCAUGCAAUUACGACGCUGGAAGCGUGGGCCAAAUUUGCAGAGCUUGGGUCAGGACGCCAGCACACCACCCACUUCAGAACAGAGAAAGAGUAUAUUGAGUACCGCAUGAUCGAUAUUGGCACGAUGUUCUGGUAUGGCAUGGUCACGUUUGGGAUGGGUAUUAGCAUUCCCGAAGAAGAACUGGAGAUGUGCCACGAGUUGGCGAACAUUGCCUAUUUGAAUUUGGGCCUCACAAAUGACCUCUACUCCUGGCAGAAAGAAUAUGAGACUGCAGUGGCCAUGGGUCGCGACUACGUUGCCAAUAUAAUUGGCGUUCUCAUGGAGGAGCGUAAGGUCUCCGAGGAAGAGGCCAAAGAGAUCUGCCGGGAAAAGAUCAAAGUGACCAUCGUCGACUUUCGCAAGAUUGUUGCUGAUACCAAGGUUCGAGAUGACGUAUCCGUGGACACGAAGCGGUAUCUAGAAGGUCUGCUGUACAGUCUGAGUGGAAAUCUGGUUUGGAGUAUCGACUGCCCCAGAUACCAUCGGUGGUCUUCGUACAACGAGCGCCAGCUUGACUGGAUGAAGAACGGAAUUCCCAACAGCCCCCAAGACCUUCCAAAAUCCAAUGGGGUGUCCAAUGGGCUGGCCAAUGGUACGGAAAAGAUUCACUCCAAUGGAGAUGUGAAUGGCAAUGGUGCUGUCCAUCUUCCAGCUACCAAUGGCGUCACGAACGGGAAUGGUGCCACUCAUACCUCAAUGUCCAAUGGUACCAAUGGUACCAAUGGUACCACAGGCCUGAAAGAUCCAUUCAGCCUGGAUGCCGACACUGACUUGGUCAACGUUUUUGCACGGAAGGAAUACAAAGCUGUCAGUGCCCCGAAGCUGCAUGAGGGAGAAGGAUAUCCCUCAGCGCCCAAGUUAGGCCUGAAUGGUGAUGUUACUACCCAGCAAAGCCCGGAGAUUGAAACCAAGGUGAUCCAAGCCCCUUACGACUAUAUUAGCUCUCUGCCAUCAAAAGGAGUCAGAGAUCAAGCGAUUGACGCUUUGAAUGUCUGGUUAGAUGAUAUGGAAGAUGGCUCAACUCUGCGGCGCGGAAAAUCAUCAACACACACGAUCUUCGGAGCUGGCCAGACCGUGAAUGCGGCCAACUACCAGAUCAUUCGUGCCCUGGAAGAGGUACAGAAGCUUGGGGACAAAGAAAGCGUGCUGAUAUUCACUGAGGAAUUGAAGAACCUCUAUAUCGGUCAGAGCUUGGAUCUACAUUGGACCAACAAUCUGAUCUGUCCGACGGUUGAUGAAUACUUCCGUAUGGUGGAGCACAAAACCGGUGGGCUGUUCCGACUCUUCGGUCGCCUCCUAUCACUCCACUCGACCAACCCGGUCAAGGCCGAUCUAACCGGUCUUCUGGAUAAUUUUGGACGGUACUUUCAAACGCGUGAUGAUUACUCCAACCUCACGUCUCCCGAGUACACAAAGCAAAAGGGGUUCUGUGAGGACCUGGAUGAGGGAAAAUUCUCGCUUCCGGUCAUCCAUAUGAUGCUUUCCGCUCCAUCCAACACUGUGAUCCGCAAUAUCUGGACUCGACGGUUGGUCAACAACCAGGCCAGUCUGGCGCAUAAGCAGGCUAUCCUGGAGCUGCUGAAGAAAUGGGGAAGCCUACAGUUUACAGAAGACGCGUUGGACGUUUUACACGCCCAGGUACAGAAGAGCAUUUCCGACCUCGAGGACAAGUUCGGGGCCCAGAACUUCCAGUUGAGACUAAUCGUGGAGAUGCUGCGGAAGAAUUAG